Molecule: messenger RNA, 759 nt
Organism: Ceraceosorus guamensis
Lineage: Eukaryota; Fungi; Basidiomycota; Exobasidiomycetes; Ceraceosorales; Ceraceosoraceae
Exons: 1
Coding region: 116-601 (161 amino acids)
Source: RefSeq, a predicted model, not a curated record
UUCGGUGAAGGCGUCUGUCCAAACCGACCAAAUGGCGGCGUAGAAUCAGAAUGGAACAACGCGGGCUCACUUGAUGCAGCAGCGCAGGCAAGCCUUUCGAUGAACCUGAACUCUAAUGCUCACGCGUCUCGGUGCGCCCAGCAAGGCCAGCUCUGAGCCCCCCGAAGUCGAGAGGCGAAAUGUGACCAUCUCCUGGACUUUGAGACGGCUCACGUCUCCCAGCUGGCCCCACAUGCGCUUGGCUGGUGUUUGUAUUCUUCUAGAAAAGACGCGCGCUUUGGCCUCGUCGCAAUUGCAUGCGACGCACGGCCCCCCACUCGGCGUUAGCCUCAUCCUCCCCGAUUACUUACUCGGACGCGCAAUCUGCACGCGGUCAGGAGGUGCUACGUCCCACGCGAUGCCCAGCUUGUCGAGGUCUACUUCCUCAAGUUGCGAUCGCGACCCGAUGGCAUCAUUCCACAUAAGUGCGCACGGCUCGCCGCUCGGAUCCCAACGCUGGGUGCGUGUCAAAGCACGAGCCUCUGGUCCGGAGAACACUCUGGCCCCAGGAAGCUUUCCAUUCGCCCACUCCCUUGCCUUUUUGGGUCUGAUUGUACGUUAAGGAUGCUUCACUUCGCCGCCCGUACGGCCCACGGAUACAUAAGAAGGACCGCCUCCAACUCUCACCCUCCGCAAUCACGUCAUGCUAUUGCGCGCGCUCUUUUCUUCUCACUGAUCAUUCUCAGCUCUGGCUAGCGGCGCGUCCCUGCUCGCAAUCUG